AUGUCAAGCACUUGCAUUGUCUAUCUCUUUGACAAAGCUUGUGUCAGUCUCGAUAUUUUAGUACAUUGCCAUGUUAAAUGUCGAUUGCUACAGUUGCUUCUUACCGGAGAUGUGCUAAUGAUAGAUGCAGUUCAUGUCAAAGUCUUCUUCAGUCAUAAUUCAUAUAUUGAAGUGAAGCACAUUCAGAUGCGAGAUCUUGGCGACAACCCGCACUUCCCUUCCGAUCUCGUAACAGGCGAUCGAGAAGCGGAUCUGGAGCGGCUAAUUACGGAAUCAAAACUGUUUAUGGCAGUUUCCCAUAUAUUUUGGUCAUGCUGGGCACUGCUAAACGGAGUGAAUCCUCCAGUUCAGUUUGACUACAACAGCUAUGCAAGAGAUCGACUAGCGCUCUACUUCCAGUUGAAACCAUCGCUCCAGGCUUUUAUGAAUAAUUGUCAAUAG
This is a messenger RNA of Strongylus vulgaris, 441 nucleotides long. NCBI's taxonomy places the organism in Eukaryota, Metazoa, Nematoda, Chromadorea, Rhabditida, Strongylidae. The record is from the annotation of a GenBank genome assembly.